This is a messenger RNA of Thalassophryne amazonica, 6491 nucleotides long. It is a transcript of the gene col4a5, whose product is annotated as collagen, type IV, alpha 5 (Alport syndrome). The record is from RefSeq and is a predicted model, not a curated record. Lineage: Eukaryota; Metazoa; Chordata; Actinopteri; Batrachoidiformes; Batrachoididae. The coding region runs from base 1 to 5085 and encodes 1694 amino acids. Gene Ontology annotation, molecular function: extracellular matrix structural constituent. Gene Ontology annotation, cellular component: collagen trimer; basement membrane. The transcript has 51 exons.
AUGGGGAAGUGUGGGAUGAGCUGCCUGGUCUACUGCUGUGACCCAACCAAGACAAAGGACAGCCUCCGACGGCUCUCCGCGGCGCUGCUCCUCCUCAGCCUGUGCGCCGCGGUGCAGCGAGUCCACUCCGAGAUUUAUAACUGUGGCGGAUCCAAAUGUGACUGCAGUGGAGUAAAAGGAACCAAAGGUGAAAGGGGUUUUCCAGGUCUCACUGGACAGCCAGGACUUCCAGGGUUCCCUGGACCUGAAGGGUCAAUCGGGCCCAGAGGAGAGAAGGGCAGUGAUGGACCUUCUGGACCAAGUGGCCCAAAAGGAAUUAGAGGUCCACCUGGAUUACCAGGAUUUCCCGGAACACCAGGAAUUCCAGGGCUUCCAGGGCAUGAUGGUCCGCCAGGCCAGAGAGGAGUGCCAGGCUGCAAUGGCACAAAGGGUGAAAGGGGUUUCCCGGGAAAUUCAGGCAUUCCUGGAUUACAAGGAAGACCGGGUCCACCUGGUCUGCCAGGACAAAAGGGAGAUCCUGGGGAUGUGAUCUCCACCGGGCGGUAUGGGCCAGACGGAACAAUUGGGCAACCCGGAUUGAGAGGAAUUCCUGGCCUUCCUGGACCACCAGGGUUUCCAGGUCCAACCGGCCCCAUCGGUCCGAGAGGCUAUGAGGGUCGUCCAGGUCCUCCCGGCCCUCCAGGACUUAAGGGAAACAUGGGAUUGAACUUCCAAGGACCCAAAGGAGAGAAGGGUGAUCAAGGUUUGCCAGGACCUCCAGGGCCACCAGGUCAGGUUGGAGAACAGAAGAGACCCCCACAGACGGACAUUCAGAGAGGAGAUAAGGGUGACCGAGGACUUCCCGGCCUCCCGGGUGAUCCGGGUUAUCCAGGAGCCCCUGGUCCUUCUGGAGGUCUUAAAGGAGAAAAGGGAGAACCAGGAGAGGCUGGCAAACGGGGAAAACCAGGAAAAGAUGGAGAUCCUGGUCCUCCUGGCUACCCCGGAAUCAAAGGAGAUUCGGGUCUACCAGGUCCUCCAGGUCGGGAUGGAGAACGAGGACAAAAGGGCGAGCCUGGAUACCCGGGUCCACCGGGCGUGGUGAUUGGGGGGACAACUGCAGGUCAGAUCGGGUCAAAAGGUGAGCCUGGUUUUCCUGGAGCACCUGGAGUUAAAGGAGAGAGGGGACCUCCAGGUUUCACAGGACCUCCAGGACAGCCAGGACUUCCAGGAGUGAGCACUGGUGGUCAAGGCUACCCAGGAGAGAAAGGCCAGAAAGGAGAACCAGGAUCUCCAGGGGUUUCCCUGCCUGGUCCCCCAGGACGUUCAGGACCUCCUGGUGUCCAGGGUCCACCAGGGUCUCCUGGACCUCCAGGCUUUUCCAGCGGAGGUGGCAGCUGUAUCCCUGGAGCGCCCGGUCGUCCUGGCCUGCAGGGAGAUAGAGGAUACCCUGGGGAGACGGGACAGAAAGGUGAAAAGGGCGACACCUGUGUCAACUGCUUUGGUGGCACCUCUGGUGUUCAAGGUCCACAGGGACCUCCUGGACAACCUGGUUUCCCUGGAACACCUGGUGCCCCAGGUAUAAAAGGUGACCAAGGAUACCCAGGAUCAACUGGUCUUCCUGGUCCCCCUGGUGCUCCUGGUCCUCAAGGUACCCCUGGAUACCCUGGAGAGAAGGGAGAGCCGGGUGAUGCUAUUCCAGGCGGUGGCGGUAGUUUAGGAGAGAAGGGUGAUACUGGCUUCCCUGGACCACCUGGUCUGCCAGGACUGGAUGGUCGGCCAGGUCGUGAUGGACAGCCUGGCCCACCUGGGCCUAAAGGAACUUCUGGGUCUCAGCUGGUGAAAGGGGAGCGAGGGUUACCUGGUGACCCAGGACCUCAAGGGCUUCCAGGAGACAGAGGUCCACCAGGUUUACCUGGCUUUGGACCUCAGGGGCCCAAAGGCGAGAAAGGAAUCCAGGGUGUCUCAGGAAGACCCGGAGUUUCCGGUGUACCUGGUACUAAAGGUGAGCCGGGUCUUUCAAUAGCAGAGAAAGGCCAGCCAGGAUCAAGAGGACUGGAUGGUGAGCCAGGUCUCCCCGGCAGCCCAGGUAACCCUGGACAGCCUGGACAGCCUGGUUUCCCUGGUUCACCAGGACCAAAGGGUGAACCUGGAAUCCCAGGGAUUGGACUUCCUGGACCUCCAGGAGUUAAAGGAUUCCCAGGUAUACCUGGCCAAUCAGGAGUCCCAGGAUCACCAGGCAGACCUGGACUUGACGGCCUCCCUGGUCAACCUGGCUUCCCUGGACCUAAGGGGGACCCUGGGUUUGGGCUUCCUGGACCUUCAGGCGUGCCAGGAAUUCCUGGACCUAAAGGUAUAACUGGACCAAAGGGAGAUCCUGGCUUCCCAGGUAUCCCUGGCACACCUGGACGAGGUGGAUUUGAUGGCAUUCCAGGACCUAAAGGUGAACCUGGUGCACCUGGUAUCCCUGGAGCUCGUGGCCCACCUGGAUCCACCUCCACUGGCACAAUAGGGCCACCAGGCCCUCCAGGCCCUCCAGGACCAAUGGGACCACCAGGAUUUCCAGGAGCAAAUGGACCGAAGGGAGAUCCCGGCCUUCCAGGGCUAGGCCUUCCAGGUCAGCCAGGGGACAGAGGAACUCCAGGUUUCCCAGGUUCCCCAGGGCCAGUGGGAGAACCUGGACCACCUGGAGGCGCGGGUCGGGACGGUCAGCCUGGCCUGCCAGGUCUGAAAGGUGACACAGGUCCCUUUGGACCUCCAGGAUCUCCUGGAGAACCUGGAGGCCCAGGAUUGCCCAGUGGUCCAGGACCUAAAGGUGAACCUGGAUUCUCAGGUAGAGAUGGUGUGCCUGGUGGUUCUGGUCCCAAAGGAGAAAGGGGUGAUCCUGGUGAACCAGGACCCCCAGGACCCAGCCUCACAGGACUGACUCUGAAGGGAGCUAAAGGAGAACCAGGACUACCAGGUGCACCUGGUCUUUCAGGUCAAAAAGGAAUCAUUGGUCUCCCUGGUGAUCCAGGACUACCUGGAGCAGAUGGUCGGCCUGGACUCCCAGGACCUCCAGGUUAUAAAGGAGAUCCUGGAAUUCCAGGGAGCCCAGGUGGUCCAGGAGCUCCAGGACCAAAGGGUAUUAUGGGAGAAAUGGGAUUUCCAGGACCAGCGGGACUGAAGGGUUUACCGGGUCAACCGGGUCGGCCGGGAGGGCCAGGAGGACCAGGAGCACCUGGUGUUCCUGGAGCCAAAGGUGAACCAGGUUCUGCCGGAGUUGGACCACCAGGACCACCUGGACUAAAGGGUGAACCAGGCCAGCCAGGAUUCCCAGGAAGUCCAGGACAGAAAGGAGUGCCAGGAGGACCUGGACUUCCAGGUUUACCUGGUGGACCAGGCGCCAAAGGUGACCCCGGUCUCCCAGGAUUCCAAGGUCCCCCCGGUAUUCCUGGCCCAAAGGGUUUUGAUGGUGGUCCUGGUGCCGCUGGUCUCAAUGGAGGUCCUGGUAGACCAGGAAACCCUGGACUUCCUGGCUCACCAGGACGUCCUGGAGAAAAAGGUCAACCAGGUCGUGAUGGCAUCCCAGGACCAGCAGGAAUUAAAGGAGAGCCAGGGGUGCCUGGAUAUGGUGGUCCAGGUCCUGCGGGGCUUCCAGGGUUGCCAGGUACUAAGGGAGACCCUGGUCUUCCUGGUCCACCUGGUAGUCCUGGUUACCCUGGUCUGAAGGGAGAUUCUGGGUUUCCUGGUCCUCCCGGCGCUCCAGGCAGCAUUGGCCCUCCUGGACCCGCAGGACUGGCUGUGCAGGGCCCCAAAGGACUUCAAGGACCUCCAGGACCACCUGGACGAGGAGGUGUACCUGGACCACAAGGUCCCCGUGGUCCCCCAGGAAGUGGUGGCGUCAGAGGUGAGAAGGGUAUUCCUGGUGCUCCUGGCCAAGCAGGGUUCCCCGGACAGAAAGGAGAACCUGGCAAUCCUGGAUUCCCGGGUUCUCCUGGCCUUCCUGGUGUUCCCGGCUCCAAGGGAGAUGUUGGUCUGCCUGGCGUGCCUGGAUUCCCUGGACCAAAGGGAGACCCAGGAGGCCCAGGUGGCUUUGGUCCUCCUGGAGACCCUGGAACAAAGGGAGAGCCCGGCCUUCCAGGUGAACCUGGUACUGCUCCAUCCUCAUUCGUGAAGGGAGAGAGAGGACCCCCUGGGCCUCAGGGUCUGCCUGGUGGAAGGGGUCUGCCAGGACCACCCGGGCGUGACGGAUUCCCAGGUCAGCCUGGUGAAUCUGGUACUCCUGGUCCGGAUGGUCCUCCUGGAUUCAGUGGCCCUUCUGGAAGGAAGGGGGACAAUGGACCUGCCGGUCAGCCUGGUCAGCGUGGUUACCCUGGUCCUCCCGGUUCAGAUGGUCCACAGGGUCCUCCCGGACCUCCAGGAUCGGCCUCAACAUCUCAUGGCUUUCUCAUCACCCGACACAGUCAGGGCCAAGACGUGCCGUUCUGUCCCGAUGGAACUAGCCUCAUCUAUGACGGAUACUCUCUGCUGUAUGUGCAGGGCAAUGAGAGGGCACAUGGACAAGAUCUUGGCACAGCAGGUAGCUGUCUACGCAGGUUCAGCACGAUGCCCUUCAUGUUCUGCAACAUCCAUAACGUCUGCAACUUCGCUUCCCGCAACGACUACUCCUACUGGCUGUCCACACCUGAGCCCAUGCCCAUGUCCAUGGCUCCAAUCACCGGGGAAAGCAUCAAACCCUUCAUCAGCAGAUGUGCAGUGUGUGAAGCUCCGGCCAUGGUGAUCGCAGUCCACAGUCAGACCAUCCAAAUUCCCAGCUGUCCUUCGAAUUGGGAUGCUCUGUGGAUCGGAUACUCCUUCAUGAUGCACACCAGUGCGGGCGCGGAGGGCUCGGGCCAGGCCCUGGCCUCCCCAGGCUCUUGUCUGGAGGAAUUCCGCAGUGCUCCCUUCAUAGAGUGCCACGGCAGGGGGACGUGCAACUACUAUGGCAACUCAUACAGCUUCUGGCUUGCCACUGUAGACUCCAAUGAGAUGUUCAGAAAACCCCAGUCAGAGACUCUCAAGGCAGGCAACCUAAGGACACGCGUCAGCCGCUGUGUAGUGUGCAUGAAGAGAACGUACGGCCGAUAACAACACGUCUGGAUGACGGAAGACAGCUUUGCAGAACAGUGGUCAGGGUGGUGGACAGUUCAUCAUCGUGGCAACAAGGUGGAAUUCCAACGGUGCGGUGUCUUCCAGGAAAAAAAAGCAAAAACAAUGGUGCUACUGUGCAACACAGCUUAAAAAACAAAUAAUUUUUUUUUUAAAAAAGGACGUGAAUAAAUCUGAUAUUUAGUCUUUUUCUUAAGAAGUACCUCAAAAUGAACACAGAAAAAUAUCCACUAGAUGGAGCCAUGAUGGAUGUGAUGACAAAAAGUGCAUUUUUCACUCUUCUCUCACAGAGAGAGGUGUUUUUUCUUCUAUUUCUACUUCUUCUCUUUUGACACAGGUGCAACAAAAAUGUGGUACAUCCAUUUUGAAAUAGAAGUGCUCAGUUUUUUUUUUUUUUUCAUUUCUUUUCUUCACGAGGAAUGGAUGGUCUCCACCGUUACCAAAUCGGCACUUUGACUUCAGAACAUCCAAGAUGAGAGAUGCACUGACCAUGAGCUUUUCCUUCUUUUUGUCCCCUUCUCUUUUAUCCAUUUGGUGCUACUAACCCUGCUGUAGCCAGCCCACUAACUGUCGGCCUACAAUUUCUUUCUUACACUUUAUUUGUAAGUAAUUAAAUGUGUAUAUUGUGUAAAACACUUUUUUUUUGUUUUGUUUUUAGUGUAUUAGUUCAUGAAUCGUGCCAGUUUCUCGGUUCUUUUGCGCUUGCUGACUCGUGCAUGGUGACACACAUCAACUCAGAUAUUGUAAAAAGUGAGGCUUUUAUGAAUGAAACAGUAUUUUAUAUAUAAUAAAUAUAUAUUUGAAAAAAAAGAGGAAAAAAGUAUAGAAACUUUAUUCAGCUGUGGGGAGAAUAUUCAGUUUUCAACCAGCGAAACGUACGGCUGACUGAACCAUUGUGUCAAACGUUUUCUGCUCCAUUUCUACUAUUAAUAAUGUCCAAACAAAAGGGGAUUUAAUUUUAGCUCUGCUGGUGAUCGCUGAAUGCUACACAUUUGGAUAUAAAAUGUGACUUCUAUACUGAGGGCUGUUUUUUUUUUUUUUUUUUACAUUUCUGCGUGCUGCACUUUGCUGUUUAAAACAAAACACAAAAAAACAAAGAGGCACUGUAGAUUUCGCACCCUGAUCCCUUAAAAUCCACUUUUGGUGAGGUCCAGAAACCAAUUCAGGUGUUCACACAGGUUCUCUGGUGUAACAGCCCCUGAUGUACUGUACUAUGAUAUUUUCCUGUGACUUUUUAUUUUAUUUUUUCCUCAGAAACUGCUUUUAAGAAUUUUUGUCAGCCUGGGUAUGAUUAAGAAAAGUGUAUUAAUUUUUCAUUUUGUUUUCAUGUUAUCCAAAAGUUGUUAUAAACUUUUAAGACUGAAUAAAUAAACACAAUGUCCAAA